UGGCGCUGACGCUGCCGGUCGGCGUCGGUCCUCUCGAGGAUGGCCGCUGGUCGGCGGCCUGGCUUGGUUUGACGGAGCUGGAACUCUCGAUGUGGCCGUACCCCGCGCUUGGAUCGAGGACGGCGCCUGCAGCGAUUUGAAUCCCGAGUCCACCUUGCCCCGCCAGGGCUGCUUCAAAGUUCAAGCCCUAGCCAGUAAACCCCGACUCGGAUGGAGAAAUCCGCGGCGGGAUCAGCAGGGGCGCGGAACGUCUCCAUGGACAAGUCCUUUCUUCAGUCAAACUCUUGCAAGAAGCGGUGUCUUUGCGAUUGGAUCAGCGGACUGCCCGACGAAAUCCUGGUCAGCAUCCUAGACAAGUUGGAUUCCAAGACUGCGGUCGGCACGAGCCUCCUCUCACGGCGAUGGAGGCGCUUAUGGAGACUCGUGGAAUCCUUCCAUUUCAGUGAGGUGGUUUUACCAGACAACUAUUGCUGGGUACGCCUCGGACCAAUGCGGGACUACUUGAACACACAUAGAGAUCACCAUUUUGUUGAGUCCCUCCAGUGGUUCACAAGGCUUAAGAGAGAGACGCCAUUGAGAAGACUGUCCCUUGUGUUCUCAGGCAGUGCGGAGUGUAGCGAUGUGGUCAACAGCGCCAUAGCUUCUGCAGCUCAGCAUGGUAUCAGCGAAAUUGAUAUGGCAAUUGUUGUAAGGAUGGAGUACGAGUUCCCCUGGUGGUUGUUCUCUGUUUACAGAAGCUCGCUGCUGACCAGCUUAUGCCUAAGUCAUUUCAAGCUUUCUGUCCCCCUCGACUUCAGAGGAUUCGGUUCCCUCACAAAGCUUGCCCUGGUCCAGAUGUAUAUGAGCCUGAAAGAGGUGCAAGUUCUCCUCAGGUGCUGUACAAACUUACUGAGCUUACACCUGAUUGGCAUGUUUGAUAUCAGAAUCCUGCGGCUUCCAAAGCUUAAAGAAUUGCUAUUGUUAAUGACUCCAUCGUUGGGUAAAUUUAAGGUAGACACACCAGACCUGCAAAGAUUGGAGUACUGCGGAGAGAUGCUCCCAACAUCUACGUUUCAAUCCAUUCCAUGUCUUGAGCAUGCUUCCCUGCAAUUUACUGAUGAUAUUUUUCCAGAAUAUGAUGCGGACAGGUUGGAUGAUAUCUCUACUUGUUUUCCCCAUAUCAAGAGCCUUUGCUUGUGGUACGAGAUCCCCAAGCUGGUCAAACCAAGAACUCCUGCCACCUUUUUAAACCUCAAAGUCCUAACUUUGAACAUCGCUACAAAACCUUUCGAUGAUCUUCUUUGGAUGUUCAUGUUCCUAAUUGCUGCACCAUAUUUGGCUACACUGAGAACUACUGUACGCUAUUUAUCAUAUCUUGAAUCUCAUAAUGGGGUGGUAUGGAAUGAUGUCGACUUCCAGCACGUCAGUUUGAAGAAUGUAGAAAUGUAUAACUUCAUGGGAAGAGAUAAUGAGAUAGGCUUGGUGAGGCUACUGUUAUGUAGGGCUCCUAAUCUGAGAUGUUUGUCCUUCAACCAAGCACGUCUGGAGGAAGGUGGUGAUCACCAGCUGGUACCCCCUACCUGGCCCAUGGCUGAAACUUUUUCCCCAAGAGACAGCCAGUUCGUUCUCUAAGUUACUGGAGAAUUGUCGGAGCCGACUCUCUCAGCCCUCUUCUCUCUUGGUUGUUUCACACAACACACACAAGAACACAAGGAAUUUUGGUGCCGUACUGUGUCACACAGCCGACGUUUUCCUCUCUCUAUAUUUCUUCUUGUACCAAAACAAAUAUGCUUUACAGCCCUUAAGUAGUACUCACGCACGCACACCGGGCACUACACUUGCCCACUAACCAGCCCACGCAUGCACUAACCCAGGCCACUAACAGCACACGCACACAUGCAGCUAACAAGAAUUGACCUUAUCUAACUACGGACCUUUUCUCAAGGUCGCAUAGGACUCACCCAUCCAUCGGCUUCAACUUGUGCAGGCCGUUGGCUUCAGACCAUCAUGCACCACCGUCUCACACGGCAAGCUAGCCAGCUUCACGCGGCAGCUCGGACUUUCUCCAUGCAUGCUUCUCCUAUCUGAAACUACUGACUCGUACGUAUCACACGUACCUCCCUACACACACAUUUUUCUACCUGCAACUACUACAUGCAAGACUGAAAUAAACAUGAGAAGAUACAUGAUCAAGAUUAAAAAGCUAACAAGAAUGUUUCUUCCAGUGCGUGUGUAGUAUUCAUCUGAUAAGGUACUUUCCGCACUCCAUAUUUGUGCAGCGUGUGACAUGUGAUGUUGCAUAAUCAAUGGCAGCAAAAUUUGAUAAA
Messenger RNA from Triticum urartu, 2306 nucleotides. Its product is annotated as F-box/FBD/LRR-repeat protein At1g13570. Gene Ontology annotation, molecular function: protein binding. Lineage: Eukaryota; Viridiplantae; Streptophyta; Magnoliopsida; Poales; Poaceae. The record is from RefSeq and is a predicted model, not a curated record.